AUGAAGCGCAACUUCAAUCUGUGGUCGUUGCUCUUCAUGUCGUUUUGUACCAGCGUCACCUGGGAAGCCCUUUCGUCGACAAUGGCUCAGGCUCUCACGUCUGGCGGAAGCUCUAGCCUGGUUUGGGGCUAUGUUGCCUCUGCUACGGGUGCUAUGCUUAUUGUGGUCUGCAUGGCCGAGUACGCAAGCAUGAUUCCUACAGCCGGUGGCCAGUAUCAUUACGUGGCUGAAUUGGCCCCCAUGAAAGUGCGGAGAGUCUUCUCUUGGUAUGCUGGCUGGCUCACAAUGAUGGGCUGGAUUCUGUGUGCGACUGCGGGCAUAUUCGCAACGGCCAUGUCGAUUCAGGCCUGGGUGAUUUUGUUUUCAGACACCUAUGUAUACCAGAGAUGGCACACGAGCCUGAUUGCCAUCGCAUUUACGACGUACUAUACCCUGUUCUCGAUCUUCCAGCUCAAGUACUUGCACUACUUGCUGUUUUUCGCCAUGUUCGCACACGUUGUCGGAUAUUUUGCCACCUCCAUCUACCUCCUUGUGCACGUCAAAGAGAAGAACACGGCGUCAUAUGUUUUUACAGACUUUACCAAUCUCAGUGGCUGGGACAGCUCUGCAGUCUCUUGGUCCAUUGGCCUGCUUUCUUCUUCGAUUGGGUUUGUGAAUUGGGAUAGCUCACUUCACAUGGCUGAGGAGAUGAAGAAUGCUUCCCGUGACCUUCCACGGACGAUUCUGGCCACCGUCGGUGUUAGCGGAAUCGUAACCUUUCCAUGGGUGAUUGCAGUGGCCUUUUGCAUCACCGAUAUCCAGGGCGUUCUUGGCGGCCCCGUUGGGCUCAUCAGCCCCAUGGCUCAACUGUACUACAACGUGUCUGGCGGGAGCCGAGCCGUGACGAUCGGAAUGACAUGCUUCCUCCCAGUUCUUGGCUUCUGUGGUACAGGAUCCAGCAUCAUGUCUUCCACGUCGCGCGUCGUGUGGGCAUUUGCCAGAGAUGGAGGUCUUCCUCCGCGCUUUGCUCAUAUUGGCGAACGCACCAAAGCCCCUACUGCAGCUCUCGUUCUGACCUGGGCCAUCAUUUCCGCCAUCUGCCUGAUUUACAUCGGCAACGCUACCGCAUACUACGGUGUCUCAUCGGCUUGUACAGUUGCGCUCAUCCUCUCCUACGCAUUCCCGCUGCUGAUCAAUGCUGUUUGGGGCUUCCAAUACUGCAAUAUUCCCCGCGGAUCCUAUUCCCUAGGCCGUCUCCAUCGCCCAAUCGCAGCUGUUGCACUGGUUUGGUGCACCUACAUUUCCAUCUUCAUGUGUUUUCCCACUUACUACCCAGUGACCAAGGACAACAUGAACUACGCUUCGGUAGUGCUGCUGGCAGGCAUGGGGAUGGCCACAGUGAGCUGGUUCGUGUACGGAAAGUCGCGUUACGUCGGAGUCACGCAGAAUCUCGAGGGACAUUGA
This is a messenger RNA of Ilyonectria robusta, 1443 nucleotides long. RefSeq names its product amino acid/polyamine transporter I. Gene Ontology annotation, molecular function: transmembrane transporter activity. Gene Ontology annotation, biological process: transmembrane transport. NCBI's taxonomy places the organism in Eukaryota, Fungi, Ascomycota, Sordariomycetes, Hypocreales, Nectriaceae. The record is from RefSeq and is a predicted model, not a curated record. Bases 1 to 1443 code for a protein of 480 amino acids. Gene Ontology annotation, cellular component: membrane. The transcript has 4 exons.